Messenger RNA from Pelmatolapia mariae (spotted tilapia), 4097 nucleotides. RefSeq names its product probable tubulin polyglutamylase TTLL2. The record is from RefSeq and is a predicted model, not a curated record. Gene Ontology annotation, biological process: microtubule cytoskeleton organization; protein polyglutamylation. Bases 126 to 2036 code for a protein of 636 amino acids. Gene Ontology annotation, molecular function: tubulin binding; tubulin-glutamic acid ligase activity. The transcript is spliced from 4 exons. Gene Ontology annotation, cellular component: cilium. Lineage: Eukaryota; Metazoa; Chordata; Actinopteri; Cichliformes; Cichlidae.
CCUGUCGGCAUUAAGCUGUGGGUAACGUGAGGUGAGAGGAAAGACUUUUGCAUCCUACCUUUCAUUUAUCUGUCAGGUAAACAAAGGCUUUUAAAGUCAACUCAGUUCAAAGUGGGUGAUGCUGCAUGGCUGCAUCCUUGGUGUUCAGACUGCACGACAGAGGCCCCGAGCUGGUGAGGGAGGUACUUCUGGAGCGAGGGUGGGAGGAGUAUAAUGAAGGAGAGCGUGAGGAGGAAGACUGGAACCUUUACUGGAGAGGCUCUUCAUUUCAGACCUCACAAUAUCACAACCUGCUGCCGUGGCAACGCCUCAACCACCAUCCUAAAACUGUUGGCAUCACACGCAAGGAUUGCUUGGCACGCAACCUGAGAAGAAUGAAAGCAACGUUUGGUUCAGCUCUCUAUGACUUCAGUCCCACCACUUUCAUCCUCCCCAAUGACUACACCUGCUUCCUGGCUGAGUACAACAGACUGCGUCUGGCCAGAGGAACAUCGGUCUACUGGAUAGUUAAGCCUGUGGAUCUCUCCAGAGGCCGAGGGAUCUUCAUCUUCGAGGAUAUUAAGGACUUGGUUUAUGAUUGCUCUGUCGUCAUUCAGAGGUACAUUAGCAGCUCUCUGCUGAUCUCCGGCUACAAGUUUGACUUGAGGAUUUACGUGUGUGUGAAGAGCUUUCAUCCACUGACUGUGUACAUUCAUCAAGAAGGCCUGGUGCGUUUUGCCACUGAGAAGUUCAACCUGUCAUCUCUGCAUAACCUGUAUGCUCACCUCACUAACACCAGCAUCAACAAGUUCGGUCCCUUCUACAAAACCGAAAAAGGAAGAGUGGGCCAGGGAUGUAAGUGGACCAUGAGCAAAUUCAGACAUUUUCUCCACAGUCAACAGAUCAACGAGCUGCUUCUGUGGCAGAGGAUCAACAACAUCAUCACUCUGACCCUGAUUGCCAUUGCUACAUCAGUGCCCUCCUGUCCUAACUGUGUGGAGUUGUUUGGAUUUGACAUCCUCAUAGAUGCCAAGUUUAAGCCCUGGCUGCUGGAGGUCAACUACAGCCCUGCACUCACACUGGACUGCCAAGCUGAUAUUUCAGUGAAGAAAAAGCUAGUCAGUGAUGUCAUUGAUAUGAUGAACUACACAUCGACCGACAGCUUAAGAGACAGAGCUUAUUGGAAACAUAGGUACAAGCAACCUUGUUUUAAGGCGAACCACCCGUCUGCACCUGUGCUCUCAACGUUAAACCAUCAGAAGAAAAAGAGAGGUAACAAGGGCUCACACACUCAAAUUCUCCCUCUGCUAAAAACGUCUCAUCAGCCUGAAAAGACAAAACGGGGUAAGCUUAAACAGCGUGACAUUGAAGCCAACUACCAAAGAUGCCUUCCCCCUGUUGAAUUAUCAAAGAUACGUGAAGCUAGAUGCAGAAUAAUUAACACCAGUGCUAUCAAACUCCACACCAACCAGACCCAAAACCCGAUACUGGGCCAGGAUUCAAGGACAAAUGAGUCAGCGUUGAACAGACAGUCUCGUCAGCCUCUUGUAUCGUACCUCAUGAACAACGGGUCUCUUUACAGGUCUGAUGUUACAAACCAUGACAACACUGAAACAGAAGCUGAGAGGCAGUGCUCAGGAGAGACAGACGUUUCCUCUUUGAUACCUGACACCCAGGAGAGUGAGGAAGCAUUCACACGGCCUGCUGCGUCCUGGAAGCUCCCAAACAUUUACAGCACAAAAACAUUUCGGAUCACUGCGGAGAAAACCACAGGGAAUGGACAAAAUAUUCCACCAGUGAAGGUUGGAGACUUCAUAAGGACGUUUCCAUUUAACAGGGCUACUCUGAAAGCCUCGCAGCACGAACUGGACAUAAGGACAGUCCUACAGGAGAUUCAGAGCCUAACUGGUCAGUUGGUUUUAGGCAAAGGAGACAAGAUGAAGAGCAGGAGAGAAGAGAAGGUGUCGGCAGAUAAGGAUGUUGAUACUGACUUUGAUUCGCUGCUGUGGGGACCAAAAGAUCCUCCACUGAUCAGCCAAUGCUUCAAAUCAACUUAACCUGUGGCAUACUCUAGCUGGUGUAAAUGAAUACUCACUUAUACUGCAUGGUGCUUUUCUACUGUUUUCUUUGGGGUUGGAGGCUCUGAUAGGCUGUUUUUUUUUUCAGGGUUGGUUUGUUUAUUUGACCUAACACAUCAUUAGUGAGGAUCCUACAGCCCUUUGUGUAGCUUGCAUCAGAACAUAUUUCAUUUAUAUGUUAAAUAUGAUCAAAUUUGCUGGUAAAUUGAGUUUCUUUAUAUGCUGCAGUCACGGGAACAAGAUUAGCUUUUAUGUUGGAACACACGACCCACAUGAAAACCUGUGGUUGUUAAAGAAAAUUUUAGACAAACAGUAUCUGUGAUUGAUUUUUUUUAUGAUUAUAAAAAAGCGUUAUUGGUUAGUAGUGGACUUUGACACACUCACACGUGAACACACAUUUUAAUGGGCUGUGAGACAGUGACUCUUUUCUAAUUAAAGUAGUUAAUGUACACGUUUUUGUCGUGUGGCUCUGAAAUGUACUGUGGCUCUUUAAGUAGUAACUCAGUAUUUGAAACUUUGAAAACAUCUAUUAGAAAGAGGGGAUUUGCCAUGAACUCUGCUGCUCGCACGCAUCUGAUCUGGUUCUGCACAAAACUGGUGAAAAUGUGGACUUCUACGGAGAUCACUAAGGCUUGAAAAGUUCUACAAAGUUGCCAGAUGGACAGGUGGACAGGUAUAUAGCAUUAAAGCUGAGUGGAACAGUGGUUAGCACUAUUGCCUCACAGCAAGAAGGACCUGGGUUCGACUCCAUCUGGCUGGGAACUUUCUGUGUAGAGUUUGCUUGUUGUCAUAAUAAUGAGUUACAACUCAAUGCAAAGCUUCAAAUAUCAGAAGGAAACUGUAUGUGUAGGUGAUAUUUCUCUGGUUUACUCUAUAAAGCAGAAAACAAUAAAUGUUAAGGCCCAGAUAUGACCCACAUCUGCCUUGACUCGCCACAUGACUAACAGUGUGUCUGGUUGCCACAGCUCCACCUUACAUAUGCUAGCUGUUACGUGUGUGUCACGAUCAGCUCUACACACAGACUGUAUAUAAAAGACAGAUGCAGCCAUCGCGAGGUCAAUCACUGGGUUAGUUAAACCCCAUUUAUGAAGCCUUCGGCCGAGUUUUUUCACAAUCAACUAGGUUCGCUUUUUGAACGCAAACAUAAUGGACAUGGGAGGGGAGGAUCUGAUGUAUUAGUUUGAAACAUUAGCUUAAAUGUUAGUCAGCUGAAUUAUUUACACUAUGCUGCUGCAAUUUGUUGAUUUUUUUUUAAAUCAUGUUUUUAUGCUCCAUGUGAGGAACUAAUGCACUUUGGGAAGUAAAAAUCAAGUUUGUGCAGUGACUGAACUGGCACAGGGAACAUAUCAGUUUGCACCACAUGAACUUAUAAUGAGGUCAGUCAGUGCUUUGACAUCAUCCUUUGUCCUUUCACAUAAAUUAUUGCUGGGGUGCUUAAUAACCACUUAACAGUCCUUUAUGUACCUGGAUAAUUUGAUACUGACAGGAUUUGCACUGCAGACACAAAGGUGGACUCUAGGAUUUCUGUACAAUAGAAACAAGUUGUAAAGAGGGAGGAAAAACAUUAAAACAAGUAUAUUCAGCAACAUGAUACACACUUGGAAUCUAUUAUUGUGUAUCUCAGUCCAUUUCCUGUCUUCCAUGGCGUGUUAGGCAUACUUACUCAAAUAGCAAAUACUUAAUAUAUUUCUGAGAUGUAAAAUUUACUGAACUAAUAAUUUCCAGCUCUGAUGUUAUCAAAUUGUCUUUCCAGUAAAUCUCUCUUUAUCAGAGAAAGUGGCAUCAGCAGAGGGCAGCGUGGAGAAUAGUCAUAACAACAUAAGUGAGUCCUUCUCUGUACAUGAAUGUCUGAAAGGCACCAGGAAAACAGUACCACAGAAGCCAUAAUGUCAUUUGUUCAGUUAAUAGCUGGUUAAGAAAAAAGUGACCUCAAAGCUCAGCUUGUCUGAGUGGCUAUCUACUGUUUUGGUGUUGAUUUUUAGGGUUUGCAAUGCCAGAAAUAAAAACCACUUGUAUGAACGUUCAUUUCUUAUCUGACAU